Molecule: messenger RNA, 1371 nt
Organism: Hyaloperonospora brassicae
Lineage: Eukaryota; Oomycota; Peronosporomycetes; Peronosporales; Peronosporaceae
Source: the annotation of a GenBank genome assembly
AUGCGCUGCCACUACGCAGUGCUGGGCAUCGCGCGCGACGCGUCAGCCGUCGAGAUCAAGCGGGCGUUUCGCCAACAGGCACUGCGGUGGCAUCCGGAUAAGCACCAGCAACAUGGCGUAUCCAGUGACGAGUCGACCGAGAAGUUCCAGAGCAUCCAGAACGCCUACGAAGUGCUCAGUGACCCGCACGAGAAGAAAUGGUACGACGACCAUCGAGAGCAGAUCUUGCGUGCCGACGACGACGACGGCGACGGCGACGACGAGAUGGACCUAUUCCGUUACUUCAGUGCCUCGGUCUAUUCGGGUUUUGGCACGGACGAAACGGGCUUUUAUUCGGUGUAUGGAGAUCUCUUUACAAAGAUUGACGAACUAGAUCGGGAUACUGGUGAUAGCAACAGGUCUGAAGCUGCACCGGGGAUAGGCCACGCUGGCACGUCGAUGAACGAUGUCAACGCGUUUUACCAGCACUGGAAGAGCUACAUGACGCAGCGCAGUUUUGCAUGGGUAGACGAGUACAAACCUAGUGAGGCACCGACAAGAGUCGUGCGACGAGCAAUGGAGAAGGAAAACAAGAAGCUACGGGAUGCAGCGAAGAAGGCGUUUACGACUGAAGUGCGCGAGUUGGUGGAUUUCGUGUGUCGUCGGGACCCCCGAGUGCAGUCAUUUCAAAAGCAAAAGCAGCAAGAAAAGGAGCAGCAGCGCAUGGAAGAAGAGGCAAAGAAGCGCGAGAAGCAGGAGGCUUACGAUAUGGAGCGACGAGUGUUCCAGGAGCAACAGGAGAAGUUCUGGACAGAUGGCAGUAUGGAGACGAGUCGCGUCAAUGAUCGAGACAUUGAGCUGCAACUCCAAAAGUUUCGGGAAAAGAUGGAUGCUGACGUGCUCGUGUGUGACUUGUGCUGCAAGACGUUCAAGUCCACAAAACAGUUGCAGAACCAUCUUGUGUCGAGAAAGCACCGUGAGAAAGAGGUGGAACUUGGCGUCGUCAGUGCUUCCAGCGCCUUGGAUGACGAGAUGGAUAGAGAUCUGCGAGAGGAGCUCGUUGCUCUUGGCAAAGUCAAGCUUGAGUCGGAUGGCGAUGAUACGGUGUCUGCCAAGUCGUCUACAAAAGCGAAGCCAACUGAUGAAUGUGCCGAGCAGGAGAAAGAAGAGGGGGAAGCUGCACGAAAGAAAGCUGAGGCUGAUAGUGUGCGAAUUGAAAAGGAGCAGAAGGCAGCCGAGAAGCGCCGGGAACGCAAAGAGAUGCGCAAGAACAAGAAGAAGGAGCACGUGGAAGAGAUCGUGAGCAGUGCGCGCUCGAAAAAGGAGAAGAAGGAAGAAGACGGAGAAGACCAGCGUGGUCGCGGUAAGAAAAAUGGCAAGAAGCGUCGAUAG